AUUUUGCCGUCGUUGUUUUAACUAUGGUUUUAUUAAGUGUUAUUGCAUUACUUAUGUUUUGUAGGUGAUUGCUUCCAAUUUGUCAAUAUAUAUCGUUGACUUUUAGUAAAAAGUUGUAUGCACCAAACAAUAUCGAAUUAAAAAUAAUAUUAGCCGUAUAGCGAAUGCCAUACCGUGAGACUAAAAAGCUCGUAUAAGUGAAGAAGUUAAAAAGGAAUCGGAGGUAGCAAACAAGAAAAAAGCAGGAAAGAGGAAUUGCAGAAAGAAGUAAAACGAAACGAUUUCUAGUUGUGUUCGUGUAAUAAGGAAAAAUUUUUGCUGCCAAUUUAAAAUUUGUAAAAAUUGUUAAUUUUGUUGUUAAAAAGCGUAAAUACGCUAUAGCAAUAAAAGGAAAAUGUCAACACCCGCACGCAGGCGACUUAUGAGAGAUUUUAAAAGACUUCAAGAAGAUCCACCAACUGGAGUCUCUGGAGCGCCUACAGAUAAUAAUAUAAUGAUUUGGAACGCUGUGAUUUUCGGUCCACAUGACACCCCUUUCGAAGAUGGUACCUUUAAAUUAACAAUAGAAUUUACUGAAGAGUAUCCAAAUAAACCGCCAACGGUUAGAUUCGUAUCGAAAGUAUUUCAUCCGAACGUCUAUGCAGAUGGUGGAAUUUGUUUAGACAUUUUGCAGAACAGAUGGAGUCCCACAUACGACGUUUCAGCUAUCUUGACAUCUAUACAGUCUUUGUUGAGUGAUCCAAAUCCCAAUUCACCAGCUAAUUCCACAGCUGCUCAGCUCUAUAAAGAGAAUCGUCGUGAAUACGAGAAGCGAGUGAAAGCUUGCGUUGAGCAAAGUUUCAUCGACUAGCCAUCAGCCACAGCAGCUAACACACGCAAAUCAACUGCAGAUGCUAGUGAGGUAGAAGCGAAAACUACAACUAGAGCGUCUACCAUGUUUUAUUGAAAAAAAUUCGAAGAAAGAAAUUAAAAUAUUAAAAUUUAAAUUACAUACAUAUAUGCAUAUAUAUUAUGAAUUAAAAAACACUAUAUAUAAAAAAAAAAACAAAAGUCAUACACAUUCGCACAUCCUUUUCAGUCGUGUAAGUUGUGUUGCGGAAAAUUGCAAUAAAAAUAAAUUCAAAGAGAGGGGAGUAACUACACUUAUGGGAACCCGCAAGAAUUGUAGUUACACCAUAAAAAUAUAUUCGAAAAUUUAGCAAUGUAAUUGCUAUUCUUAACUCCUUAAACUCCUUAAUAACCGAUUGGCAUGAAUAUAAGUUGCCGUAAACAAGCCAAUGUUAAAUCGAUACUGCGUUGAAAGGAAACACAUCUUUAUUGUAUGUUAACAAAACCUCUUCGUUGCGCUUCACGUCUUCAUAAAUAUAUAAAAUUUGUAGAUGAAAAUACAUUAAUAAAUAAAAAUCAAUUACAUCAAUAUGUGUAUGGACCUUAAUGCAAAUUAUCUUCAGUGUAACUUUUAAUGGGAUAUUUGGAAUUUUAAGCCAUUGAAAUUACCUUACCGAGCGUGGUUAAAUUUCGACAAAAACAAUUCAUUGCAUUUAAAUCAAUUGGACAAAAUACUUCUUCAGAAUAUUUUUUAUUUAAAAUUUCAAUAAAAAGAAACCGUGCCGCCUAUUUGGCUGCUUAUUUAGAGACGCCAGCAACUGUAAAGCCUUCCUCACUUCCUCUAUGCCAUUGUUACAACCAACAUUGAAUGGGUGCUUAGAAGUUUGUUUACUUUUAUUUUGAAAAAAAAAAAAAAAAAAAUUCUUCAAUUAACUCGCCAGGCAGUUUACCAGAAUUAUAAAUAUUACUAACAUUAAAACACCAGUGUGUAUAUUCUUAAGAAGAAAAUGUAAUUUACCCUGCAUACAUUGUAUUUGUGUUAAAAAAAAAAGUAUUCGAAAGAGGCAAAAUUGAAUUGAUGUUUGCAAUAAAUUUGUUAAUGCUUUAUUGAAUUCACUAUAAACUA
Molecule: messenger RNA, 1954 nt
Organism: Ceratitis capitata (Mediterranean fruit fly)
Lineage: Eukaryota; Metazoa; Arthropoda; Insecta; Diptera; Tephritidae
Gene: Ubc6
Product: ubiquitin-conjugating enzyme E2-17 kDa
Exons: 3
Coding region: 395-850 (151 amino acids)
Biological process (GO): protein polyubiquitination; proteasome-mediated ubiquitin-dependent protein catabolic process; DNA repair
Cellular component (GO): HULC complex
Molecular function (GO): ubiquitin conjugating enzyme activity
Source: RefSeq, a predicted model, not a curated record